CCUCUCUCUCUCUCUCCCCUGAAACUCCUUCUGGAAGAGAGGAAAAAAAAAAGAAAAUUUGACUAGAAAAAAGAGACGAAAUGGGAAAACUUCUCUGCGAUUCAACCGCCAUUGCUGAAACUUUCCAAUCUCCCUCACCGGGUAUUCCAUGGAGAGAUCCGACCUUGGCUUCUUUCGAUACCCCCGAGACAGCCGGUGUCGCAGAUAAUGCAAGCUGGGAAACUGUAAGCGGUUUAGAGGACCAGCAAAAGCGUUAUUUGCAGAGACUCCAUACAAAGGGAGUUCUAUGGAAGCACCCACAGGGCGACAACCUCUCUUCGACCAGAUCGAUGAUUUUCCGGCUAUCGCAUGGGGGUGAUGUUGAAGCCGACGGAAACUGCCUCUUCACAGCGUCGCAGAAAGCCAUGGGGAUGCCGAUCGAUGCCAGAGAGCUUCGGCGGAGAACGGUCAGGAGAUUCUUGGAAGAUCUCGGAUCCGAUGAUUCUCAGGACAGAGCUUCAAUUGAUGCGGCGAUUAAGCAUCUUUACUCCCCCGAUUUGAAAGCUGGUUGGGGUAUUCAUGUUGUGCAGGAGGUAAAAUUGUUGGCCAAGAAGGAAGAUCGAGUGAGUCUAGAUGUUGCCAUCAACGAGCUCGUUGAUCUUGGCUUGCAAAGGGAAAUGGCUGCGGAAUCCAUAUAUAAAGAGCGAUGCAUUGCCGUGGAUGAUGGCCUGAGUUGGGCCAAAUACAUGUCUAUCUCCGGUAGUCCAGACGAUGAGUAUGACAUCAUCACUUUGCAAUAUACUGAGGAGGGCUUAUUAACUGUAGAUGAUAACAGAGAAGGACGAGCGGCAGCUUUUGGAGACGAUAUAGCGAUAGAGAGCCUGGCAACUGAGUUCAAGAGGGAGAUAUAUGUGGUUCAAGCACAUGGGUCAGAUGGAAUGGUCGAUGAAGAAAAUUGUGUCUUCUUCCUUCCUCACCGUCCUAGAAGUCAAAUUUGUGAACUUCCAUUUUUUCUUUUCAUGAAAGGGACAGGUUGGUGCGGUGCUGGAGCUGAUCACUAUGAGCCUCUGAUAGCCCAUCCUGCUCCAUUUGUUUCCCAAGAAAAGGCUGCUGUUGUACUCUGAGGAAGCCAAUUAGUCCUUCAGUUUUGUGGCUUAGAGGUUAAAUAGAGUUAGCCAGUUAGAGACUUUUUAUUUUGUUUAUUUCUUUUUAUUUUAAAAUGCUUUGGCAGUAACAUAGUCCUCGCAAUUCUUUUGCGGGUUGCAAGGAAAAAUUCCAUUGCACACCUUCCAUUUUUAACCAGAUUUGUUUUUUUUUUUUUUUCACUUUUGACUCUAACCAGCAGGUCUAUGUGCCUGCACUUGAGACCCCCUCUGUAGCAGUACAUCUGUAUUGUUUUUGCCGGCCUUCUAUUGUUGAUUUGAGGUUUUGGAGAUUGACUGAACAUUCUGUAUUGCUACCCUUGUGUUGUAUCUUUUUUACUUUAGCUGAAUAGUGAAUUUUACUAUUUGUUAAUGCA
Nelumbo nucifera (sacred lotus) is the source of this 1498-nucleotide messenger RNA. RefSeq lists its product as uncharacterized. NCBI's taxonomy places the organism in Eukaryota, Viridiplantae, Streptophyta, Magnoliopsida, Proteales, Nelumbonaceae. The record is from RefSeq and is a predicted model, not a curated record.